AUGCUAUGCCACUUUCAGUGCCUCUGCCUGGUAAGUCCUUGCUCCCCCUCCACCAAACCCCCCCCACCAAAAAACCCCCAUCAUAUCAUCCCCAUUCACACUUGCCUCACUUUUUCUCUUUUUGAUAGGUCAGUGAACAAUUUCCUGAUAACAGGCCCUAAGGCCUAUCUAACCUACACUACCAGCGUGGCCCUGGGUGCCCAGAGUGGCAUUGAGGAGUGUAAGUUCCAAUUUGCUUGGGAACGCUGGAACUGCCCGGAAAAUGCUCUCCAGCUAUCCACUCACAACAGGUUAAGAAGUGCCACCAGGGAGACUUCCUUCAUUCAUGCCAUCAGCUCUGCUGGAGUCAUGUAUACCAUCACCAAGAACUGUAGCAUGGGCGACUUUGAAAACUGUGGCUGUGAUGAGUCAAAAAAUGGAAAAACAGGAGGUCAUGGCUGGAUCUGGGGAGGCUGCAGCGACAAUGUGGAAUUUGGGGAAAGGAUCUCCAAACUCUUUGUGGACAGCCUGGAAAAGGGAAAGGAUGCCAGAGCCCUGAUGAAUCUUCACAACAAUAGGGCAGGCAGGCUGGCAGUGAGAGCCAUCAUGAAAAGGAUCUGCAAAUGUCAUGGCAUCUCUGGAAGCUGCAGUAUCCAGACAUGUUGGCUGCAGCUGGCUGACUUCCGGGAGAUGGGAGACUACCUGAAGGCCAAGUACGAACGGGCCCUGAAAAUCGAGAUGGAUAAGCGUCAAUUAAGAGCUGGGAACAGUGCUGAGGGCUGCUGGGCACCCACUGAGGCCUUCCUUCCUAGUGCAGAAGCUGAGCUGAUCUUUUUGGAGGAAUCGCCAGAUUACUGUACCCGCAAUUCCAGCCUGGGCAUCUAUGGCACAGAAGGUCGGGAGUGUCUGCAGAAGAGCCACAACACAUCCAGGUGGGAGCAACGCAGCUGUGGGCGCUUGUGCACGGAGUGUGGCCUGCAGGUGGAGGAGAGAAGAACUGAGGCUAUCAGCAGCUGUAACUGCAAAUUCCAGUGGUGUUGCACAGUCAGGUGUGACCAGUGUAGGCAUGUGGUGAACAAGUACUACUGCACAAGCUCCCCAGGCAGUGCUUGAUAGCACCUCACACAAAUUCACUUGCUCAGUUGCACGACAACGGAAGCAGACACAGGUUUUUUCUCAGAGCAAGUGAAUUAGAAAACAACUGGAAAAAUUACAGGGUUAGUCUGUAGUCCUCUUCAUAUCUGCUAUUCAUCAGGAAAUGGAGGCCCAAGGUUAUACAGCAUAUUUUUCACAGUUGAAACUGGAACCUGGGGAUUCUAACUUGGGCAGACUCCUUUUCAUCUUUCUUGCAAGUUAUUUCCUGGUCUUCGUGCCUGCACUUUUGCAGCUUGUUAAAGAGGAGUUUGGUUUGGGGGUCAUAUCCAGAAAGACCUUCAAAGUACUUAUUGCUCUAAGUUUCAAAUCGCAUCCAACCUAGCUGUGCUGCCGAGAAUCAGAGGGAAUCAGAGUUCUGACCAGAAUCCUGAAGGUGCAACCUUCCCCUGUGCUGGCUGGCUCCAGGAAGAGCAACUGUAUGUUCAGGCAGAUAGACAAGUUGGGCAGAGACCUUACAUCUGCCCAAUGCAAGGUACUUAGGGUAUUGAGUUUUUCAUCUGAGUAUGCACUUUUAUAAAGUUCUUGGGGUGCCUGACUGGCUCGGUCAAUAGAAGAUGUGACUGUUGA
Hyaena hyaena (striped hyena) is the source of this 1701-nucleotide messenger RNA. RefSeq names its product Wnt family member 8A (gene WNT8A). The record is from RefSeq and is a predicted model, not a curated record. Lineage: Eukaryota; Metazoa; Chordata; Mammalia; Carnivora; Hyaenidae. Gene Ontology annotation, cellular component: extracellular region. Gene Ontology annotation, biological process: multicellular organism development; cell fate commitment; neuron differentiation. Gene Ontology annotation, molecular function: cytokine activity; frizzled binding.